CGCUUUCCUGCUACUGAGUGGGACCGUUCCCGUGACUCUCAACCACCACAAAAUGACUCACUAGUUUUAAACCCGAUAACACUACUUUACUUGGAAUUGUUCUCUCUCUCUUUUUUUUUCGUUGUUCAAUCGCUCACAAUGUUCAUUCGAAAGAUCACCAAACCAGUCUUGUGGAGUCAAUGGGCCAGUCCAAGAUACUAUUCGACCACAAAACCACUCUUGGGCUCCCAAAAGCCAACUAUUGUAAGCAACUUCUCCUAGAGGAAUUCCUGACCUUAGUGCUUGUCUUUAGGCGUCAGACGAAAAACCAGAAGAUGUUCGGGAUCUUCUUGUCAACCUCAUGAAGACAUCUCCCAGUAAGCGCGAACUUCAGCAUUUCUUAAAAAGAUUCGUCCCGGAUACAUCACCUUCCAUGCCUCGCAUAAAGCCAGAAUUGAACCCGCAGGGUGCUCCAGGAGUACAGUCUCCUAAAGACUAUGUUAAUGCACUUUUGUCCCCUUCAUCAAACCAGAUAGCCCUCACCAAGGUUGAAGGUCCCUUUGAUAGAACAGGAUGGCAGGCUGUUGGAUCAACCCUUCUUAAGCUUCAAAAGCUUGGCAUGACAUCAAUUGUAGUUGCUGACAGUGUAGCAUGGAGAUCAGAACAGCAUUCAGUAGAGCUUACAAAGCGCAUGACUCGGGAGAGUAUGGCUCUGGUGGAAGCGAUCGAGGGAGCAGGAGGAAGGGCACGCCCGAUAUAUGGAGGACUUCUUGAACAGGGUGUGUCAGAUAUCCAGGUCAACUUUGAAUUUAUCCAGUCUGCGCUUGACAACAACCAGAUCCCGGUUGUGUUCCCCAUUCUUUCUAAUAAUGGAAUGCAACAGCCCAUCAAAGCCAAUGAGGCAAUGGUAGCACUUACUCGAAACCUGGCUGGCCCACUCAAGUUCAAGGGAAUCACUCCCGCCAGAAUAGUGGUGAUUAAUAAUGAAGGAGGAAUCCCUAACCAUGAGCGACCAGGAACAGCUCACAGUUUGGUGAAUGUGCAGGAAGAAUACGAUGAGAUUGUCAAAGCAUAUGAUGACAAUGAAGCUUGGAAAAAAUCCCAUCCAAGUGCGAUUCAAAAUCUGGACAUGGUCAAAGACUGUCUUUCGUGCCUGCCUACUACUUCUUCGGCUAUCAUUGUGCCUACUAGCUCACUGCCCAAAGCUUUGAUUGCCAAUCUUGUCACAGAUAAGCCGCUUUACUCGUCUUCUCUGCCGAUCAGUAACCUCCAGAUUGGCAGUCCUGAUUUGCUGCAAGUAAAUCAAACCCGUUCUACCGUGCUCCGUCAUGGAAUCAAAAUCAAUAAUUACGCCAACCUGUCUGAUCUUGAUCUGCCGAACCUCACCAGACUAUUGGAGGCCAGUUUCCAAAAAAAGAUUGAUCAGUCGAGUUUCUAUGCUCGACUAGAACGUGAUCUUGCGGGAGCGAUUAUCGCUGGAGAUUAUGAAGGCGCGGUACUAAUGACACGCGAGAGAGCAUAUCCAGAAGCACAGGCCCAUUACUACCUUGACAAGUUUGCAAUCGCACCAACCAGUCAAGGCAUUGGGUUAACAGACAUUCUAUGGAAACGGAUGUGCGAUGCUUACCCUGAACUACUCUGGCGCAGUCGACAAGACAAUGGGGUCAACAAGUGGUACUUUGAGCGUUCCAAUGGAUACCUGCGACUUAAGGGUACUCAAUGGGUUCUGUUCUGGCAUGGAUCAAAAGGCUUCCAAUUUGUGGAGGAGUAUGCAACAAUUGCAAAGGCGAUACCCGCUUCAUUCUCAGGUCUUCUUACCAACAAGUAG
Phycomyces blakesleeanus NRRL 1555(-) is the source of this 1807-nucleotide messenger RNA. RefSeq lists its product as hypothetical. The transcript is spliced from 2 exons. The coding region runs from base 341 to 1807 and encodes 488 amino acids. Gene Ontology annotation, cellular component: mitochondrial matrix; cytoplasm. Gene Ontology annotation, molecular function: acetylglutamate kinase activity; arginine binding; L-glutamate N-acetyltransferase activity, acting on acetyl-CoA as donor. Gene Ontology annotation, biological process: L-arginine biosynthetic process. Lineage: Eukaryota; Fungi; Mucoromycota; Mucoromycetes; Mucorales; Phycomycetaceae. The record is from RefSeq and is a predicted model, not a curated record.